CUGUAUGUACCAGCCACUUCGUCCCACUUCACACACGGAGUUACUAUUUUCUGACUGACGAAUCGGAUGUCAUGAGUCAUCUUUUAAACUGAAAUAUCGAUCAUUUACUGUCGAUGAAGUGCUUGGAAUAUUAAUUGCAAUUUCAUAAUUCACAAGGACCUAGACUAGUUUAUUUCCAAUUCUUAAGUUUUAAAAGAUAAAGAGUUUCCUGUUGUGUAAUAUUUCCAGCUGACUCACUGGGACUUUAAGUCUUGUGUUGACUUAGCAACAAUACAGGCACAUUUUUGUUCUUUUCUACAUAGCCAAUAGUACUGCACAGAUAUGGCUGCCAGAGGACUUGUUAAAAGUAAACAAUAUGAUUGGAAAGAUUCCAACUUGGCUCUGUUUGGCUCCGACUUGGAGAAAAAUGUCAAAAAGGCUUCAGCAGGAACAGAAGAAGCAUGGAAAAAUGCUGGAAAACAGCCAGGGCUGAAAGUGUGGCGCAUUGUGCAAUUUAAAGUUGUAGAUUGGCCAAAAGAGGAUUAUGGGAAAUUCUUUUCUGGUGAUUCCUACAUAGUCUUAAAUACCUACAAGGAACAAGGUGGAGAUCAGUUGUUACACGAUGUCCAUUUCUGGAUUGGUAAAGAGAGCACUCAGGAUGAGUAUGGUACAGCAGCAUACAAGACAGUAGAACUGGACACUUACCUGAAUGAUGUCCCAGUGCAACAUAGAGAAGUGCAGGAAUUUGAGUCUGAUCUCUUCAAGUCCUACUUCAAGACCUUAACAUAUCUCAAAGGAGGCGCUCAGUCUGGCUUUAGACAUGUGACUGAGACAACAUAUAAACCCAGGCUAUUGCAUUUCAGUGGGCAGCGCAAAAAUAUUUGUGUCAAGGAAGUUCCACUGUGCAAAGAUCGUCUUAAGUCGGAUGAUGUGUUCAUUCUUGACCUGGGCAAGCAUAUCUACCAGUGGAACGGAAGAGGCAGCAACAAGGAUGAAAGGUUUAAGGCUGGUCAGUUCUGUCAACUUCUGGAAUCUGAGAGGUCUGGCAGAGCCAAGGCUGAUGUUCUUGAGGAGGACAGCAUAGAUCGUAGUCACAUUUUCUAUCAGUCACUCACAGAGGAGGAUGACAGCGAUCAUGAAUUCUCUGCCAAAGAUACAGCUAAAGAAUUAUUUAGGCUGUCUGAUGCUGGAGGCAAGCUUCAGUUUAAACAAGAAAAGAAGGGAUCAGUCUCAAAAUCUGACUUUGAUUCUAAGGAUGUUUUUAUCCUGGACGCUAAGAAAGCACUCUUUGUUUGGGUUGGAAAUGCAACAUCAAGUGGAGAAAAGAAGAAUGCCUUGCAGUACGCACAUGAAUACCUCAUGAGGACUGACCACCCAUUCGUCCCAGUCACUUGUCUUAAGGAAGGCCAAGAAUCUCGUGACUUUGUUGCAGCUAUAGCAGCUUAAAAAUAAUGGUCUUCUUCAAGUCAUCACUGUACUGCCUCAGAUGUGCUAGAGCAAACCUUUUUUGUUUUCUACCUUUUAUUAUAACCUGUAACUCAAUGCUAUUUUUUAUUUUGUGCAAUUAAUGUUAGCUUUCAUAUUUUACCUUAGAAAUGUUGAGAUGGCUACAGGCUUUAGAAAUGCUUAGAUGGCUACAGGUUGAAUCAGCAAAACCCUAUCAAAGCAGCUUAAUUAUAUUUAUUUCAAUGUUUACAUUCCAUCUAAAUGGAUGCAGUAGUGAAAACAGAUGUUCUUUACACCAAAAGCCUUAACCAGUUAAUCAAGUGCCUGCAGGAAAGAUCAAAAUUUUUGCCCUUCCGUCAAAAACUCUUAGAGUGUAUUUUAUCAAUAUACAAGUUUUUGAACUCAAGUCUUCAAAAUACUUCUUUAUAUUAUAUAUAUCUAUAUCUAUUUAUACUUUUGUACAUGUUGUGAGCGUUAAGUUAAAAUUAUAAUUAUUUUUGUUGAUAGAGGGGAAAGGUAUAUUAAAAAAAAAAUGAAACCUUUUUUUGUUCAAAAGACAAUUUUUUUUUAUAUAAUCCUGUAAAAUGCAUUAGUGACAUUUUGAAUUUUCUUUUUCAAUUCAGAUGUUUUCAUUUUACCAUGUACUUCCAAAUCAUGAUGCAUAUUAACCUUUGUAUCAAAAAUGGUUAUGGAUUGCUCAUUCUAAGUCUUUUUACUUGAGAUGUAUCAGUACUGAUAUUUCAUCUGUCAACUCUAGUCUAGUGAAAUCUAACAAGAGAUUAUAAAAUUUUGUUUUUCUUGAUUGGUGUCUCACUCAAACUCUUGGAAAGUUUUUUGGUUUUAAAUAUGACACAACAUGGGUGCUAGGCGGUAUUUAAACAAUCUUUAUGGUCUUGGAAAACUAAUUUUAUAACUAUAUGUUUUAAAACUGUUUAUAAUUUAUAAUUGUUUGUAUUUUUUAGAGCUUCUUCAUGUCUUAUGGUUUUGAUUUUUUUUUUUUUUGUGGAUUUCCUGAAAAACUAAAUUGUGGUUCACUUAUUGUGAUGGAACAAUACUUGUGAAAAUAGUUUUUCUUCAAUUUAUUGUCGCAUCAAGUUUACUUUUGUUUUUACUUAGAGUAUUCUGACAUUAGUAUAGCCAAGAAAGUCUGUAUUAAUAAAUUAAAUGUUGCAUCAUUUGUUAUAAUGUUAAAACUAUUCCAGUAUCCACUGAUCAGCUCAAAACAGUACUAGUGUACAAGUGUUUUUGUAUUCUUCUUUUUAACUGAAAUUUGUUAUUUUAUUGUUUGUAGUAUUAGAACUUGUAGAUGAGAUGUAGACUAGAUAAUCAAGGAAUUCUUUUAUUUAGUUGCAUAUCAUUUCUGUCAAUCUAUCACCAGUUAUAUAUAAUUAAGUUAUAUAUAAUUACAUGUCUGUGUAUCAAUAUGUUUGUGUCUUUUAAUUCUAGCUUUUGUUUUGUCUGUGUUUUAUGUUUUGCUUUGUUAAGAGACAUAACUCAACUUAAAACCACAGCAUAGUUAGAACUUUAGCAUUUACAUAGUUAAAACAAUGGAGGUUUUAAGAUGUAUACAAGUGACACAAUCUAAAACUACUUUAUUAAGGAAUGUAUAUCUCUGACUGCUUUCAUAAUUCUUAUAGUAAUUGCAAUAUUUGAUUUCAUAUUGUAAUUUUUUUUGGCUAUUGCCUUUAUCAUAACCUUAUUUCUUUACAGAGUUGUCUUUCCUGAGCAGAGGAUACUUUUUUCUGUACAUUUUGUUUACCUUUUUAGUUUACUUUUACGAUCAUAUAUUUUCUUUUUUUUACCUUACAUUUUGUAGUAGAUUUUAGAUUUUUUUUUAUACUCUAUAAAUGUGUAGUUCUUUAAAAUGGAUUUAAUAAAAGGUCUAUGAAGAAUU
Messenger RNA from Biomphalaria glabrata, 3319 nucleotides. RefSeq names its product gelsolin-like protein 2. The record is from RefSeq and is a predicted model, not a curated record. Bases 322 to 1425 code for a protein of 367 amino acids. Gene Ontology annotation, molecular function: actin filament binding. NCBI's taxonomy places the organism in Eukaryota, Metazoa, Mollusca, Gastropoda, Planorbidae. The transcript has 14 exons.